Messenger RNA from Bombus impatiens (common eastern bumble bee), 627 nucleotides. RefSeq names its product RRP12-like protein. The record is from RefSeq and is a predicted model, not a curated record. Bases 289 to 561 code for a protein of 90 amino acids. The transcript has 5 exons. Lineage: Eukaryota; Metazoa; Arthropoda; Insecta; Hymenoptera; Apidae.
AUAAUACUGCCAAAAUGACUGCAAGCCUGGAUUCACGACAACGAAGAGAUCGUUGAUCUCGUUGAUCCUGCGGCUGCUCGAAAUAUAUCAACAACGCAACCUAUAGUCGCCAUUAAUUCAAAAAUAGCAGUUAUAAAGCGGAAAGAUCCUGAAUUUAAGACUACGUCUGAUGGCCGUCUUAUUGUCAGAGUAGAAAAAGAUGAACCAGAACGCAAGAGAAAGAAGAAAUAUGCACUUUUGUGCAGUGAUUCAGAAGACGAUUGUGAAGAUGAUGUUCAGUCUGUAGCCAUGUCGCAAGCAAUGGAUAAAAAACGUAAAUAUAACGAUAGUUAUAAUAACGUUAGCGUAAGGAGUGGAUCUACAUUGAAGUAUCAAGCAGGAGGAUCUGGAAUAUAUCGACCAUUGAAAAAAUCAAGAACAGAAUGUAUACCAGGAGCGAAAUAUAAAGCAUCAAAGGCUGGAGGUGUUGUUAAAAAGGAAAGGAAAACCAGAUCCAUAUGCUUAUGUACCUUUGUCAAGAGCAGCAUUAAACAAAAGAAAAAAGAAGAAAAAUGCGAGUAAAUGUUUAUAACUAUAUAACUAUGAGAAAACUCGAAGCAGCCCGAGCGCAACUGCAUAUACGAGGCU